AGAAACUGAUCAUAGAGAGAUGGAAAUUAGUGAAAGGCUAUGGGGUAUGGUGAGGAAGAUGAAACCUUACUUGGCAACGGUGUUUCUACAAAUUUCUUUUGCUGUUAUGUACACUAUUGUUGCAGUUUCUCUUAAGCACGGCCUCAGCCAUUUCGUCUUUUCGGUAUACCGCCAUGCAGUUGCCACGCUUUUUAUUGUCCCUUUCGCUCUCAUUCUUGAAAGGAAAACAAGGCCUACAAUGACGUUACCCAUCUUCUUAAGAAUAUUGUUGCUUGGAUUUAUAGAGCCAGUGAUGGACCAGAAUUUAUAUUAUUUGGGAAUGAAGUACACUUCAGCAACAUUCGCCUCCGCCUCCGUCAAUAUCCUCCCGGCCGUAACCUUCAUCUUUGCCGUCGUUUUCAGGCUGGAGAGCGUGAAGGUGAGGGAAAAACAUAGCGUGGCUAAGGUCGCCGGAACUGCGAUCAGCCUGGGCGGAGCAAUGGUUAUGAGUCUGUACAAAGGGCCGGCUUUCAAUCUUCUUCCGGGCGCGCGCGGUGGCUCCGAAACGACCGGAAGAAUCACGACCAACGAGUCCACAGAUCAGCACUGGGUCACCGGCACCAUCUUGGUCCUCAUCAGCUGCUGCGGCUGGUCCGCCUUCUUCAUUUUACAGUCAAUGACGUUGAAACUGUAUCCUGCUGAGUUCUCACUCGCUGCUUUGAUAUGUUUCGUUGGAAUGGUGGGAGGAGGAAUCGUUACUCUCGUCGCUGAACGUAACAUGAAGAUUUGGGUUAUCGGUUGGGAUUCGAAACUUCUCGCUGUCGUUUACUCUGGAAUAGUAUGUUCGGGAACUGCAUAUUACGUUCAAGGAGUUGUGAUGAAGGAACGAGGGCCGGUGUUCGUAACGUCGUUUAGUCCUCUCUGUAUGAUCGUCACGGCGGCUCUCGGCUCCUUUUUCUUGGCUGAGAAAAUUCACCUGGGAAGUGUGAUCGGAGCGGUGAUCGUGGUAGUGGGGCUUUACACAGUGAUUUGGGGCAAAACCAGAGAUUUUGAAACCUCUAAAGAAUCCAAUAACGAAUUGCCGAUCACCGGCUCUACUUUCCGAUCGGCGAGUGACGAUUCGAACGCCGGUGAAGUUUCCGGGAAGCCGGUGGAGGCUCCGGCCAAACCUCCGGUUCCCUAAAUAUAUAUAUGGAGGAUUGAGUGGAAAACUGUGGCCUUACAACUUUUUUUGGUUUUUGAUCGUUGAGUCUCACUAAUCAUAAGUCUUGGUUUAGGUUUAAUUCAUCUUAGUUGUUAUUAAUCUAAAUUAGAGAGGAAAUAAUUGUGAAUUUAAGCGGAGAAAAAUUUACUAUAAAUAGAUCUCGAUUCACUAAUUACUAAGUGAAGUAUUUCUAGGCCUACAUGUCUGGGUGGUAGGGAUGUAAUAAUAUUAUUAUGGUUUAAAUAUUAUCUCAGUGAUCUGUAUUUUUAGUUUUAUUUUUGUUUUU
Messenger RNA from Momordica charantia (bitter melon), 1469 nucleotides. Its product is annotated as WAT1-related protein At4g08300-like. Gene Ontology annotation, cellular component: membrane. NCBI's taxonomy places the organism in Eukaryota, Viridiplantae, Streptophyta, Magnoliopsida, Cucurbitales, Cucurbitaceae. The record is from RefSeq and is a predicted model, not a curated record. Gene Ontology annotation, molecular function: transmembrane transporter activity.